Messenger RNA from Portunus trituberculatus (swimming crab), 12894 nucleotides. It is a transcript of the gene CadN, whose product is annotated as neural-cadherin-like. Gene Ontology annotation, biological process: homophilic cell-cell adhesion; adherens junction organization; cell-cell junction assembly. The transcript has 30 exons. NCBI's taxonomy places the organism in Eukaryota, Metazoa, Arthropoda, Malacostraca, Decapoda, Portunidae. Gene Ontology annotation, molecular function: calcium ion binding; cadherin binding. Gene Ontology annotation, cellular component: catenin complex; adherens junction; plasma membrane. The record is from RefSeq and is a predicted model, not a curated record. Bases 231 to 9278 code for a protein of 3015 amino acids.
UAAAAGUAGAAAACAGAGAGAAGAGUGCACCUGCGCGGAGGCUGCGGGGCGGCGGUGAGGAGGGAAGAACAGCCGCUGCUCUACCAAACGGUCAUGGCUGAGUGUGGUGGUCGGGUGUUGUGAGACGCGCUCCCCACUUUUUCAAGAUACUUUGCGGUUGUCGGCUAUGAAGUGGCAUGUCGGAGUGUUGACGUGUUGUGGAGUAUAGCAGUGUUGCGAAGGUGGUUACAAUGGUGCCGCGCGGUGUGCUGGGCCGGGUGGGGGCGGCCCUGUUGGUGAUGGCGGUGUGUGUGAGUGCAGAGAUGUUGCCCGAAGUGAUGUACAGUGCGGCUGUGCCGCAUGAUGUGACCCCUGCGCAUAUUGUACACAAGAUCAAGUUAAAAGAUGGUCAAACGGUCACUAAGUUGAUGGAUAGUGAGUACUCAGAUUAUUUCGCCGCGCUGGACAACGGCGAGGUGAUGACGGUUUCUCGCCUCACCCCUCUGCUGGGUCGCGUGGCUACCUUGCGUGUGGCCACAAAGUACGCCAACGGCGACACUCAGGUCUACGCCAUCAGGGUGGCCAUCAAGGACCACCAGACCAUGCUGCGCUUCCUCAAGCCUGAGUACGAUGCUUCCGUGUACGAAAACCUACCCGCCGGCACGGAACUGCAGGGCCUCGACGACCUGGAGGCCAUGGGCGAGGAAGACGUAAGGUACGAGCUGCUGGGCGGCCACUCGGUGUUCGCCCUGCAUCACGUGGGCGGCAUCCCCACGGUGGUGACGCGCCAGGCGCUGGACCGUGAGGCUCAGGAUCUGUACCGCCUGGUGCUGCGCGCCUAUGACAAGGAGGGAAUGGACACUGCCGAGGCAAAGAUCAACGUACACAUCCUGGACAUGAACGACCAUGCCCCUGUGUUCACCCAGAGCAUGUUCUACUUCUUCGUCCCGCUCAACAUUUCGCGGUUCGACAAGCUGGGUCGGGUCACUGCUCAUGAUGGCGACGGCGACAAGGUGGUGUACCGCCUGGCGUACCCGUCCAACAUCUUUACCAUCGUGCCGCAAACAGGCGAGAUCAUGGUGAUCGAGCCGCCCGAGACGAUGGUGUACGAGCUGGAGCUGGAGGCCUUCGACAAGCGCAAGCCGACUCUUUACUCAGACGUGCUGGCCAAGGCUCACAUUGAAUUCCGUUCCCCCAGCGACUCCCUUUUCACCGGCGAGAGCAAUGACAUCGAGUACGACGCCUACCCGGAACACAUCGUGUCCAAACGCAGCGCCAAGAAACGCGUGAAGCGCGGCCAGCUGCGCCAUACCAAGGAAAUGGUCUUCUCAGAGGCUGACGGCGCCGUGGAGAAAAAGGUGGUCUUCCAGCUCGAGAAGGAAAUCCAGUGGGAGACAUUUAAGAUCCGCGACGACAACCCGUGGGUGGAGGUGGACAGCAACGGCGCCGUCCGGGUGAAGAAGAAGUGGGACUACGAGGAGCUGGGACCUGAGAAGACCAUUGACUUCUGGGUCACCAUCACCAACAACGACAGAAAUGGUGAGUUGAGUGUUCAAGGAGGCGCUAAUGGUGGUGGUGGUGGUGGCGAUGGCGUUAGCUACAAGGACAACCAGCGUGUCAUUCUGCAAAUCACCGACGUCAACGAUGAGCCGCCAUACUUCAUCAAUCGGCCACUGCCCAUGCAGGCCGUGGUGAAGCUGAAUGCUGCGCCCAACACUCCAGUGUUCACUCUGCAGGCCCGAGACCCUGACAAGGACCAUGACAUCCACUACUUCCUUGUCCGAGACAGAACUGGUGGACGCUUUGAGGUUGACGAGAAGUCAGGCGUGGUGCGGACGAGAGGCUCAGAGAUGUUCCAGCUGGACAUGGAGUAUGUGCUGUAUGUCAAGGCGGAGGACCAGAAUGGCAGGAUUGAUGACAAGCACUUCCAGUCAACCCCUGAGGAGAGGCUGUCCAUUGUGGGAGGAAAGCGACCCCCUCAGUUUUAUCUCCCAAAGUAUGAGAAAACUAUCCCUGAAAAUACUGCAAAGGAUGCCGACAUCAUCUCUGUGAAGGCGAAAUCUUUUGCUGACCGAGAGAUCCGCUACACACUGAAGGCUAAAGGUCAGGGCGCUGGUACCUUCAACAUUGGCCCCAACUCAGGCAUUGUCAAGCUGGCCAAGGAGCUGGACUUUGAGGAUGUGCGGCAGCCUCACAUCUACCAGCUCGUCGUCACAGCAACAGAAGACUCGGGUGGCUUCUCUACCUCUGUCGAUCUGACCAUAAAAGUGACAGAUGUGAAUGACAACCCACCUAAGUUUGACCUGCCAGAUUACCAGGCCCACAACAUUGAUGAGGACAUUCCCAUUGGCUCUUCAAUACUCAGGGUGAAAGCUCGGGAUGAUGAUUCAGGGACCAAUGCAGAGAUCACUUACUCUGUAUCAGACGACCACUAUCGUGUCGACAACAAAGGAAUCAUCUAUAAUCGCAAAACUCUUGAUGCUGAUGAUAACAAUGCUUACUAUGAGUUUACAGUCACAGCCACUGACAGAGGUGAGCCAGCCAAGGAGGGAACAGCCACCAUUCGCAUCUACACCAAGAACAAGAACGAUGAAGAACCUAAUUUCUCUCAGCAAGUGUACACUCCAAAUGUUGAUGAAAACGCUGGACCCAACACGCUGGUGACCACUGUGGUGGCGUCAGACAAGGAUGGUGACAAUGUGGAGUUUGGCUUUGUUGGUGGUGCUCGGAAAUCAGGCCAGUUUGUGAUCGAGAAAAUGACCGGUGUGAUCCGAUUACACAAUGGAGCGAUAUCCCUUGACCGGGACAAGUACGAACUGAAUGUCACGGCAGUUGAUGAUGGCAACUGCUGCCCAGGCGGCCAGAACUCCCGCCACACCUCCACUGCUGUUGUUGUUGUCUUCAUCACAGACGUCAAUGAUAACAAGCCAAUGUUCAAGGACUGUCCAACUUACCAUGCCAAAGUAGAGGAGUCUGCCCCAAAUGGGUCACCUGUGAUCACUGUCCAUGCCACAGACGAGGACAAGGGUGUCAACGGUCAGGUUCGCUACAGCAUUGUGCAGCAGCCCAACCAGAAAGGCACCAAGUUCACUGUAGACCCAGAGACUGGAGCUGUGACAACCAACAAAGUAUUUGAUCGUGAGGGUGAAGACGGAAAGUUUGUCUCGGUGACAGUGAAAGCAACAGACAAUGGAGACCCGUCGCUAGAAGGUGUUUGUUCCUUCACAGUGGAGAUAACGGACAUCAACGACAACCCUCCAUUGUUCGAUCGACAAAAAUAUAUCGAAAACGUAAAGCAAGAUACAAACGUGGGGACAAAUAUUCUUAGAGUGUCAGCCUCAGAUGAAGAUGCAGAUAAUAAUGGAGCCAUCGUGUACAACCUGACAGCAGCCUCCAACCCUGGCGACCUUGAGUACUUUGAGGUGCAGCCAGAAUCUGGAUGGAUUAUACUGAAGAAGCCACUCGACCGUGGGGAGUACGAGGUGGUUGUAACAGCCAUGGACCAGGGACAGCCUCCUCUCACCUCGGAGGUUCUGGUUGAACUCAAUAUCGUGGACCGAGCCAACCGCCCACCCGUGUGGGAUGAGAAGGUUUAUCAAACCAAGAAGAUUCCAGAGAAUAUUAGUGUGGGUCAGACCGUCUACUCCAUCAAGGCCAGCUCCGGCAUAAAAGAUAACCCAGUGGUGUUUUAUCGCAUCAUCCGAGGGUCCACGGCUCAGACCAACAAGCACGACACCUUCUACUUACAACAACGGCCAGACAAUGGAGACACCUGGGCUGAUAUCAAAGUGAACCAUCCACUGGACUAUGAGAGCAUAAAGGAAUACAACUUGACUGUCCGUGUGGAAAACAACGGGCCGCAGCAGCUGGCCUCUGAGGCAACCAUAUAUGUGGUGCUGGAGGACGUUAACGACGAGAUUCCACUGUUCACUGAGCGAGAGCAAGAGACUGUGCUUGAGGGAGAACCCAUUGGGACCAAAGUAACACAGGUCAACGCUAUCGACAAAGACGGGACUUACCCCAACAAUGAGGUGCUGUACAGGAUAGUUGACAGUCCAAGGAAUGAAGGCAGGGACUUCUAUGAAAUCAGAGAACGCACGGGAGAAAUUUUCACCCGAGUGGAGUUUGAUCGUGAGGAGAAACAGGCGUACGCACUGGAGGUGGAGGCGCGCGAUGGAGCAGCCUCCGCUCGACCCAACGCCAACGGCAGACCCAACACAGUGACCAAGUUCAUCCGUAUUGGCAUUGCGGACAAGAAUGACAACCCUCCAUUCUUUGACAAGACACUGUACGAGGCCGAGGUGGAUGAGAAUGAGGACAUUCAGCACACCGUCCUCACCGUCACUGCCAAGGAUUUGGAUGAGUCCUCACGCAUUCGAUAUGAGAUCACAAACGGCAACAUUGGUGGAGCAUUUGCGGUGAAGAAUAUGACUGGAGCGAUUUACGUCGCUGGUUCACUGGAUUACGAAACAAGGAAACGGUAUGAACUUAAACUUGUGGCAUCUGACAACCGCAACGAGAACCACACCACUGUUGUUAUUCAUGUCAAAGACGUGAAUGACAACCCGCCCUUGUUUGACCGGCCACUCUAUGAGACGCAGAUCACAGAGGAAGAUGAUCGGAGCCUGCCUAAAAAUAUUCUUCAGGUUGUGGCCACUGAUGGCGACCGAGACCGUGAGCAGGACAUCGUGUACUUCCUCACAGGUCAAGGCAUCUAUGUGGAGAACCCUGACCAGUCACAGUUUGAAGUGAAUCGCACCUCAGGAGAGAUUUUUGUCAGAAAGCCUCUGGAUCGGGACCACCCCAAGGGUCGGCCACAGUGGAGGUUCACCGUGUUUGCACAAGACGAGGGAGGCAGUGGUCUGGUGGGCUACGCUGAUGUCCAGGUCAACUUGAAGGACAUUAAUGACAAUGCCCCAACCUUCCCUCAGAUGGUCUACUUUGGCAACGUGACAGAGAAUGGGACACAAGGCAUGGUGGUGAUGACAAUGACAGCUGAAGAUUAUGAUGAUGCCAAUGAGGGAAGCAAUGCUAAACUGACUUACUCCAUUGAGAAAAAUGUGAUUGAUGAGAACACUGCCACACCCAUCUUUGAGAUUGAGCCUGACACUGGUGUGAUCAAAACUGCCGUGUGCUGCCUCGACAGAGAGAAGACUCCUGACUACUCUAUUCAAGUGGUUGCUGUAGAUGGAGGAGGACUUAAAGGGACUGGCACAGCAAGUAUCAGAGUGCGUGACAUAAACGACAUGCCACCAAGAUUCACUAAAGAGGAGUGGCAGACAGAGGUUGCUGAGACUGAAGGAGCCAUUCUACCUGACCAGGCUAUUCUUACUGUUACUGUUCAUGAUGAGGAUGAAACCAAUAAAUUCCAUUACAAGGUCAUUGAAUCUUCUGGCUAUGGUGCAGAUAAGUUUACCAUGGUGAGGAACAAUGAUGGCACAGGCUCUCUCAAGAUUGUUCAGCCCCUGGACUAUGAGGACCCAAUGCAGCGAGGUGGAUUCAGGUUCAAGAUUCAAGUGAAUGAUAAGGGAGAAGACAAUGAUGCAGAGAAGUACCACGUCGCUUACUCUUGGGUCAAAGUGGAGCUGCGAGAUAUCAAUGACAACAAGCCUCAGUUUGUCAAGCCUAACAUUGAGGUGCCUGUGUUUGAGAAUGCUGAGAUAGGGAAGAGCCUGGAAACUUUUAAGGCCACAGACCCAGACCAAGGCGGGCAAAGCAAGGUGCUUUAUGCUAUUGACCGUACGUCUGACCGGAGGAGACAGUUUGCCAUCGAUGGUGCAGGAACAGUGAAGAUUCAGCGAAGCUUAGACAGGGAGGAAAAUCCUCGCCACUCAGUAAAGAUCUUAGCCAUUGAUGACGGCACUCCAGCAAAGACUGCCACAGCAACACUCACUGUCAUUGUACAAGACAUCAAUGACAACUCACCAAGAUUCCUGAAGGAUUACCGCCCAGUCCUUCCUGAGAACACGUCUCCCAGAAAAAUUGUUGAAGUCUUGGCCACUGAUGAUGAUGAUCGCUCAAAGGGCAAUGGACCUCCCUUCCACUUCAGAAUGGACUCAACAGCUUCAGAUGAAAUCAGAGCCUCCUUCAAGGUGGAGCACAUCCCCAAGGGAGCCAAUGGAGAUGGCAUGGCAGUCAUCUCCUCCUUACGCACCUUUGAUCGGGAAGUUCAAAAAGAAUACCACGUACCCAUUGUGAUCAAGGACGCUGGCACACCACAGAUGACGGGCACAUCAACCCUUACCAUCAUCAUUGGAGAUGAAAAUGACAACAAAAUGCAACCCGGCUCAAAGGAAAUAUUUGUUUAUAACUAUAAAGGUCAAGCGCCAGAAACACCCAUUGGGCGAGUCUAUGUGUAUGACUUGGAUGACUGGGAUCUACCGGACAAGAAGUUCAACUGGGCCAUUGAGGCUCAUCCAAACUUUAAGCUGAAUGAAGACGAUGGUAUGAUCACCAUGAAACGCGGCACUGGUGAUGGCAAAUACUUCCUGCAGUUUCAUGUAUAUGACCGCAAACACACCCAGACUGAUGUGGAGGCCAACGUGACUGUGACAGUGAAGGAGAUCCCUGAAAUUGCAGUCAUUAAUUCAGGCUCCAUUCGUAUUGCCAACAUGACAGCUGAAGACUUUAUCAGGAUAUGGAACUAUAAAUCCCAGCGAGUAGUGCGCAGCAAGGCAGACAUAUUCCGGGAAAAGAUUGCACGUCUAGUGGGAACGAAGGUGGAGAAUGUGGAUGUGUUUAGCAUACAACUUAAGCAACUCCGGCCUCCAGUCACUGACAUACGUUUCUCAGCACAUGGUUCACCUUACUACCAGCCCAUCAAGCUGGAUGGAUUGGUUCUCCAGCACCGAGCUGACAUAGAGGCUGAGGUGGGAAUCAAUAUUACUAUGGUCGGCAUUGAUGAAUGUCUGUAUGAGAAUGUUGCAUGUGAAGGGUCUUGCACCAACCACUUAGUCAUCUCCAGUCUACCAUACAUGGUCAAUGCCAAUAAAACUGCUUUGGUUGGUGUACGAACUGAAGUUGUACCAGAGUGUACUUGUGGUGCCAGAAACUUCACCCAAGAGGAGUCCUGCCGGCCAAACCCAUGCUAUAAUGGUGGACGCUGCAUUGAGGGCAAGUCUGGGGUGCACUGCAGGUGUCCAGAUGGGUACGAUGGUCCUCGCUGCCAGAUGGUGACUCGCACCUUCAGAGGAAAUGGCUUUGCCUGGUUCCCUCCCUUCAAGAUGUGUGACAACUCCCACAUCAGUCUUGAGUUCCUCACCAGGCGUCCUGAAGGUCUCCUCUUCUACAAUGGUCCCAUAACUCCCCCAGAGCCAGAUGAGAUCAUUGUGUCAGAUUUUAUUGCGUUGGAACUUGAAAAUGGUCGGCCCAGACUCCUCAUAGACUUUGGGUCUGGGACACUUCAACUACGAGUAAACACAAAAGUUAGCCUGAAUGAUGGCAAGUGGCACCGCAUCGACAUCUUCUGGGACACUGAGAUUGUGAGAAUUGAUGUGGAUCACUGUGUAGCAGCAGAGGUUCAGGAGCCUGAGGAUGGCGGUGAUCCAAUCUUUGAGUCAUCAGGGUGUCAGGCCACUGGGUCCAUUCCUCCUUUCAAUGAGUACCUCAAUGUCAAUGCUCCCCUGCAAGUAGGAGGCCGUGCUCAUGAACCACCAGAUCCAAGCCUGUACAAGUGGUCACACGUUCCUCAUGGUAAAUUCUUUAGUGGUUGCAUCAGAAACCUCAUGGUGAACAGUGAACUGUAUGACCUGGCUCGGCCUGGCCAGCACCGUAAUACCCAGAUGGGCUGCCCCCAGCUAGAGGAAGCCUGCCGCAGCAAUUCUAUAGUACCUACUUGUGGACCCAAUGGAAUUUGCUCUGGUUCUCUUUCCCAGCCAGUGUGCAAGUGUAAACCUGGCUGGACUGGGCCUACGUGUGACGAACCCACAAACUCAUCCUACUUUGAGACACAGUCCUAUGUAAAAUAUGCUCUUUCUUUCAAACCUAAUUCAUUCAGCACUGAAAUUCAAUUGAGAUUCCGCACCUGGCAAGAGUACGGGGAACUGUUCAGAAUAUCUGAUCAGCACAACAGGGAAUACGGCAUCCUUGAGAUCAAGGAUGGAAGGUUACGAUUCCGAUACAACCUCAAUAGUCUAAGAACAGAAGAACAUGAUUUGUGGCUGUCAGCAGUGGCUGUGAAUGAUGGCAUCUGGCACUCUGUCCUGGUGGAGCGCCAUGGAUCCACCUCCACUCUGAUGCUUGAUGGAGGUGAAGGGCGUCGCUACAAUGAGACCAUGGCUUUCUCUGGCCACAUGUUGAUGGACGUGGACAAACAAGAAGGAGUGUAUGCUGGAGGCAAGGCAGAGUACACUGGCAUCCGAACAUUUGAGGUGUACAAUGAUUACAAACUCGGUUGUCUUGAUGACAUCCGCCUGGAGGGAAAGCACCUACCGCUGCCUCCUGGCCUCAAUGGCACCCAGUGGGGCCAGGCUACCAUGUUCCGGAAUCUUGUCAAGAACUGCAUCUCCCAGAACCAGUGUGUCAAUGUCACCUGUAUAGCUCCCUUCACCUGCAAGGACCUGUGGAUGAAGCAUGAGUGUGGCUGCCCAGAAGGAUCAGUGUUUUCUGGCUCCACUUGUGUCGACAUUGAUGAGUGUGAGCUGUGGCAGCCCUGCUUUAAUGGGGUGUGCAUCAACCUUGAGCCAGAAAUGGGUGGCUAUGAAUGUCAGUGUGUCGAUGAUUACCAUGGCACAGACUGCAACAUGUACCUGGAAGAAACCGUCCUCAAACCUUCCACUGAUUUUGUUGUAGCCAUUGUCUGCUGUAUUAUUUUGUUGUUAUUGCUGGUGCUGGUGUUUGUGGUGUACAACCGGCAAAAGGAGCGCCACUUCCCCAAGGCUGACCCGUACGAUGAUGUGCGUGAAAAUAUCAUCAACUACGAUGAUGAAGGAGGCGGAGAAGAUGACAUGACUGCCUUUGACAUCACUCCACUGCAGAUUCCUGUUGGGCCAGCCAUCGGCAAUGGAGGACCACUGCUUGGAAAGAUGCCAUAUGGCCCUGGUGGGCAGCCAGAUGUUGGAGUUUUCAUAAGUGAGCAUAAGAACAAGGCUGACAAUGAUCCUAAUGCUCCACCAUUUGAUGACCUGCGAAACUAUGCCUAUGAGGGUGGUGGCUCCACUGCCGGAUCACUCUCCUCACUGGCUUCAGGUACUGAUGACAACGAACAAGAUUUUGAUUACUUGAAUAACUGGGGUCCACGCUUCAGCAAGCUGGCUGACAUGUAUGGCCACGGGGAGUCUGAGGAGGAGGAGGACCACUAAGCCUGCUGCUGGAGCCUUGCUGUGAAGUUCACCUUGUUACUCGAGAGAUUCUGUGUGCCAGCAGAGAGCAAUGUUUUUAUUUUUAAAGCUAGGAGGACUCUGGUCAGGGGGAGGGAACCGUCCCUCUGUCUUAAGGUAAUAUGGGGGUCAAUGUGGAGAGAUGUUCUGCCUCAAAAAGUAAUUUAGCAUGUUGCCUUAAAUGGAGAUAUAAAUGUCAGCAGUAUCAGAUUAGAUAUUAGAUCUUGAAUCACAUCAGUACGAAAAUUAAUUGCUCUAAAAUAUUACUGGUGCUAUAUCCUUCUCUUUGGAUCAUGGUGGUGUGAUAAAAGAAUUAAUAUUCUCUGGUGUCAUGUGAUAAAGGUGGAAUAUAGGUCAUUUAGGUAAUAACUACCAGUGUUUAUGAAGUGGCAUUUUGAAAGUGUCAUUGCAUUGCCUGCUGUCCAGUCCAUGUAUGUAUUAGACAAAGCAGAAGCUCCACUUGGCCAGCUCAGGCAACCACAGUCCAGAGUGUCUUGAGUUGAAGAUGAUCACCAAGCCUUCCCAGCAAUGACUGGAGGUCCUCCUGCCCGUGUGUGGCCAACACAUGCUUACACACCCACACACACUCCGGCACACCACUCUCACAGUGCCAAGACACUGAACCAUGAGGUGAAGAAAAUGUCAGUGUUCAGUGUGAAAUAUUGCUCCUGCAAGUGGUGAGGCCAGUGAUGUCUGGACACCAAGAGCUUGAGAGACAGUGUAGGUCAAGGCCAUGCUGCUGAAGGGUGUAGGGGGAGACCCAACAUUCCAUAAAAGACACCUGUGUGAUAGUCUAGCAUGAAAGUGAAAGGAAGACAUAGACAGAGUAUUUACAAGUUAUGUUAUGACCCAUGACCAUUUGUGACUAUUUGUUAUUACCCGUGUUAUGUGCCAAGUAUGCCAGGCAAAUCUUUUUGAUUUGUGAAUUACUGACGUCAAAGUACUUUUUAUGUGCUAUACUCAUGAUUUUGUUUGUCCUCAUUCACUACAACUGUGAAGCAUAUCAAGAAAUACAAAGGUUUAGUGUAAUGCACCACAGACACUGAGGACAAUGUUUAUUUGUUCUCACCCACUGAGUUACACAAUACUUCUAAGUGUGAAUAUGAGGAUGGGGUUGGUUCCCAUCCCUGUAUACUACUCUCACCCUUAGUUGCAUCAGGCCAGUACUGCCACCCUGCGGACCUUAAUGCCCGCUGACUCACAAAGGAAUCUCAGGCAGUACUGAGUUAACCUGUAUGAAGAAAAUGUUGAAUGUAUGUAAAGUUUUUGUACAUGUGUAGAUACUUAAGAAGAUAGAUGUCUCAAAGAAUGAAAUAGUUCUUUUUCAAUAUUUGCUCAUCUCUAUGAAAGCUAGACAGCAAGAUCAGCUAGACAUGUUUGACAGCUUCAUUAUUGUAGCUCUUCACUGAUAGCGAGUUUGUUACUGAACUGUAGUCUUCUUGGUGUCUUGCUGUACAAGUUUUGAAAGAAAUAAUGGAUGAUUUUCAUGCACUGUAGGUUGUGGGGCAGCCCCUUGGGAGGAGACCAGAAUACUUCUUGCUGAAUAAAGAAAGAGUUACUUUUGAAGACUGUGUUAACGAGAAAUUUUUAACACAGAGGAAGCAAUAAAAGCUUGCUUAUUUAUUUAUUUUUGCCUUGAGUCAUUUAGUCUGAUCUUGGACUUGUAAAUAGGUCUUUACCACGGGGUUAGGCAUCAACUUCCCAGCUACUUUAUGUUUGGCAGUAGACCCCUCAUGGCCCCUCUGCCUUCUUCCCCCACCCGCUGCCCCACACUCCUACAGCCCCAGUCAGUCAUCUUCCCCUCGUUCCCAAAGCCCAUUCCAGCCCCGGCAAGUCCUGGGCCCCACAGAUCCACCCCGCCCUCCCCAUCCUCUCCAUGGGUUGCGCCUGUGGUGGUCUCCCGUUAAGGAAGUUUUCCAGUCCAGUUUAUUUAUUAGUCUUAUUGAUAGCUAUGAAAUUGUCUCAAUCUUUAAAAAAGUAAGAUCAGUCAAGUAAAAAAAUGGAAAAAAAAAUGGCACUUUGAGGAGACUUGAAAUAUCCAUCAACCACAGAACCUUGUCAGCACUGCCAGACAUGAUGGGAGCAGGCUGGGUUGUUUAGUCAUUGGCUUCUUAUGUUACUGAUAUUAUCAUUAUUAUUAUUAUUAUUAUUAUUAUUAUUAUUAUUAUUAUUAUUGUCAUCAUCAUUAUUGUUAUGUAUUUAUUUUUUAUUUUCCGUCAUUAUAAUCAUCAUCCUAGACUUAGAGCUAUAUGCACAAGUUGAUCAUAAAGAGGGUGAUGCUGGGCCUGGAGAAACUGCAGGUUGGGGUGUCUUGAGUUCUUCAUUUUUAUACUAAUUUAUCACCACAUAUAACAAUGAAUGAAUUUCUCACAUGAUUCAUAACAAUACUACUUAGGGUGUGAUGGGAAGCAGGGGUGGAGGAGGAGUUCCUUGCUUCCCCCAUCCCUGUUGACCCCUGACCCUCCCACCCCACCCACCCUGUACCUCACUUUCUCACCCCUUGAAGUUUUACCAAGUCCAGCUGACAGGUUUUUAUAGCAUUCCAUAUACCAAAAAAAAAAUUAUGUAUGAAUGCCAUUGUUCAUUUUCACAUUUUGUAUAAAAGAAUUUCCAUCUCACUAGAAACAGAAGGACAUUGAAACCAGAUUUCUCUGAUAUAGUUGGAAUAUGAAUUUUUAAUCUUUCCUUUUUAAGGUCUCAGACAAGUUAGCAAAAUGUUUUUAAGUUUAGUAAUUUAUAUACUGCUCAUCUGCAGUAAUUGUAUGAACAUCAAACUCUGUAUUGGAUGAAAGUUACAUACAAAUUUCCUUUUAAUUUAUUUGCUUUCUUUCUUCAAACUGCUAGUAAAAUUCAUACAGAGAAAUUUGGGUUAUCCCCAGGCCAAAGUCUUGUGUAUCUUAAAUAUUUGUACAUUAUAUAUAAAUUCUCAUUGUGUACUAGCUUAUAACAUUGUCACAAACCCCCCCAAGAGCUUCUGACUGUUGUACCACAGAUGUAUAUAUAUAUAAUAUACUUACCUCAUGCCCAGAUAACUUUGGCCCAGGGAGAACAGGAAUGGUCAGAGUAGAGAAUUAUUUCCUAAACAGUAAGAGAUAAGUUUUGUACCCUAAUUAAAUGCCGAGUAUUCAUGAGCAGAGUUGUCGUCUCUGAUUGGAGAAGAACAGCGGAGAGAAAAGCCAUAGCAACUAAGCUUUUGUUUGAUGUUUUUAAGCUGUGAUUUUACUGUGUCUGCAUUGUCAUCUGAAAUAGACUAAAGCCUUUGUGUAUGUUCUGUUUUCUACCCUCCAGAUUUUAGGAGUCACAUUAAUUUGUCUGGUUUUUGUUUCUCUUUCUCAGAUUUUGUGAUCCAUAUUUUCUUGCUGAUAGUCCUUUAGAUUACAUUACUUCAUCCUCUAACCCGUACCCGCUCAUAUCAUUAUUUCCUGUUUAGUAACCUAAUGCCUUUUCCUUUAUUUUCUGUGCUCCAAAAAAAUUAUCUUGCUAAAGAUUCAUAGUUUAUGAUUUCAUUGAUUUGUAUUUUAAGAAAGUCAACCAAAAAUUAUCUUGGCAUUUGAAAGAGAGAAAAGUUUAAUUAAAUAAAUCAACAUGAAGUAUACAA